This is a messenger RNA of Bufo gargarizans (Asiatic toad), 1227 nucleotides long. It is a transcript of the gene RAD9B, whose product is annotated as RAD9 checkpoint clamp component B. The coding region runs from base 1 to 1227 and encodes 408 amino acids. The transcript is spliced from 12 exons. Gene Ontology annotation, biological process: DNA repair; mitotic intra-S DNA damage checkpoint signaling; DNA replication checkpoint signaling. NCBI's taxonomy places the organism in Eukaryota, Metazoa, Chordata, Amphibia, Anura, Bufonidae. Gene Ontology annotation, cellular component: checkpoint clamp complex. The record is from RefSeq and is a predicted model, not a curated record.
AUGGCUCUAAGUUGUCACCGCCAGCAGGGCUGUGACUCCAGGGAUAGCGCCCCUCAUCUCCAGGACUUCCAGCGGAGCGGCACAUUCCCCCCAGUGUUUGGAAAAGCGCUUCACUCCCUUUCACGAAUUGGUGAAGAACUGUGGUUUGACCCAUUAGAAAAAGGACUUGCAUUGAAAGCAGUGAGUACUUCUAGAUCAGCGUACGCCUGCAUCUUCUUUUCAUCUUUCUUUUUCCAUAGCUACCAUAAAGCUUUUAUUCAUGAGCAAGGUCAAGGGGAUGUUCCUCUGCAAAUAAAAUGCAAACUUGCCAUAAAGUCAGUUCUACCUGUGUUUAGAUGUUUAAGUACAUUGGACAGGAAUGUGGAAAAAUGCCAAAUUUACAUUAAUUUUGGUUCAUUCUACAUGGUUUUUCAGUUGUUCUACAAAAAUGGGCUUACUAAAACUUACAACCUGGCUUAUGAGGAUUGUGAACCAGUACAAGCAGUGUAUUCCAAAUCCUUGUGUCCUAAUUUACUAAGGAUCCAAUCCAGGGCAUUAUCUGAUAUAAUAAUUCACUUUCCAUCAUGUCAGGAGGAAAUCACGCUUACCUCUACUCCUCACAAAAUUAUAUUGAAGACCUACAGUGAGGAAGAUCCUGGCUUUUCAAAGGCAAUGCACUCUGAAAUUCACCUAGGUCCUGAUGAAUUUAAUGACUUUCAAACUGACAUCAACUCUUCUGAAAUAACAUUUUGCUUGAAGGAAGUCAGGGGCUUCUUGUCAUUUGCAGAGGUGACUGGUGCAGCCAUUACAAUUCAUUUCAGCACACCAGGACAACCAAUAAUAUUCAGCAUAGAUGAUAUGGUAUUUGAAGCAAACUUUGUUCUGGCGACAUUAAAAGAAAGGGAUAAUUCAUCUUCUCGAAAAUCACACGACGCAGUUGUUGAGUCUUCUCCUGUCAUGUACAAAGGUAGAGGAACAAGUCCUUUGGCUAAAAGAAGCAAAUGCAAUGAGAGUUAUAUCAGUAACAAAGAAUCACCACUUGCUGUGUUAAUGACCGAGACUGCUGCAGAAAACUCAAACCUGUAUCUAACAGAAGAGUUGUUGCCUACUACAUCUUAUAACAAGUUUCACUCCCUGUUUUUUGGAGCAAUUUCAUCAGAACAGCAAGAUAAAGCAUUCUAUAGCUUGGCAACAGCAAGUGAUGAUGAGGAUGAAGGAUUCUGCAGAGGACUCUCACAGACAUUCUGA